Molecule: messenger RNA, 456 nt
Organism: Helianthus annuus (common sunflower)
Lineage: Eukaryota; Viridiplantae; Streptophyta; Magnoliopsida; Asterales; Asteraceae
Exons: 1
Coding region: 1-456 (151 amino acids)
Source: RefSeq, a predicted model, not a curated record
AUGAAGGAUGUGCGACAAUCGCUAAGCCAACGAAUGGAUUUAAAUGAACCAGCUUUCGACUUUGUAUGGAAUAAUUGGGCAACUAAAAAAGGUCUGAUAUUUGUUUGGAGAGCUAUUGAGGAGAGAAUUCCAACGGCAACUGCUCUUAGACAUAGAGGCAUGAAUUUGUCUGAAACGAUUUGCAAAACCUGUGGUGCAGCGGAGGAAUCAGCUGCUCAUGUCUUACUGCAAUGCAACUUGGCAAAACGGGUCUGGGAAAAAAUAACAAUGUGGAUUAGGAUACCUAUGGUUAAUACUGAUGGUAACCUAAAAGAAUUAUUAUCAGAACUGAACGAGAUGAACUGCAGCCGGAAGAUGAGAAAAGUGAUACAGCAAUUGCUCUCCAAACAAUGUGGUCUUUUUGGAAAGUCAGGAAUGAGAAGAUCUUCGGCGAUAGACAAGGCACGGUACAAAUGA